CGACCCAACGGUUCGCCGUUCACGAUAGUAUAAUACCGACGACUCCCCGUCCCAGGGGCCUUCUCCCAAUAAUUUCACAAGUCUCUGCUGCCUCGACCCGUUGACUCAAACUGACUCAAAUUGAUGUGUCUCUUCGUUCCUCAAUCGUAACGAUCCGCUCGACAAUACUUAUUGCUCACCCUUGCCGCCCAACCAUAAGUCAAGUGCGACAGGAUCACCAGGUCCAAUCGUCCUUUCACCGCUUGACUCUCUCAUCAGGACCUGCACCUUUCGAAUUUGCCUGGAACUUGGACUUCGCGCCCAUAAACCACCACUUGCGCACGUAUCUGAUCCUUGAUCCCGGGCUGUCAGUGCACUUACAGCCGACUCGUGGUAACUCGUGCCUCCUCCAGACAACAGCAACGCCGAAACAAUGAACUCCCACGACGAGCUUGCUGCGCUUUUUGCGCAGAACCUCACAUUGCACCAGCCGCACCCGGCUCGCUUCCAAGCCGAGCAGCCACCGGCUCCUCAAGCAGAACCCAUUGUCUAUUCCAUAUCCCAACACUACACCCACUCCGCCCAUGUGAUCCGAGAGGCCCCGCCCGCACCCGAAGUCCAGCGUCCAUCUUCGGAACCACCCCAACUCCAGCAGCCGACACCAGAGAUGAUUCUUCGCGAGUACGGGGUCGAUCCCACUGCCUUGUCUUCUGCACAGCUCGAUCUCUUCAAAACUGCCGAGGACGAGCAGAAGAUGCGCCUCAUCGAACUCUGGCGCAUAUGCCCGCCCUCGAAUCAGCAGAUGGAUGCUAGCCUCGCCUUCAGUAGCACCACGGUAGAUCAGGAGGAGCUGCUUGCGCACAGGCGGUAUGAACAGACCCUCCAGGAGGAGGAGGAGUCUCGGAAGAGACAGAGCCUGCAAAGCAUCAACUCGCUAGAUGGCACCCCGUUGACGCCAGUGCAGACGGAGCACGGGCAGUGGCAAGCCUCAUCGUAUUCUGAGCCAUACAUGCUGUCUGGCUACGAGGCACUGGCUCGCAGGGAAUAUGAAGAGUCCGCCAGGAAAGCGGCGAUGAUCCAGCCCAAGGAGGUGUACAACCACUUUGGAUCGGCAGCAGCUACCCAGCAAUAUCGACCUGCGAUGGACCCUGUUUACAACGCUCACAACAAGGACGAUUUCAUCCGCCAGCAGAUGGAGAACAACUAUGGUGCUUACCAGCAGAUGGACAGCGCCAUGGAGUGGUGAUUUCGGUUUCACUGUGGUCACUCAAGCCUUGCCGUGGUAGAUGCAUGUCUGCGGUGUUGAUUUUGUCGCGAAACCAGGUCUUGUUUGGCUUUUGCAUCAUUUGCAGUUUAAAGAUACCAAUUCAUAAUGAAACAGCAUGUGGUAUGUCUCCACAGCACAGC
Microdochium trichocladiopsis is the source of this 1386-nucleotide messenger RNA. RefSeq lists its product as uncharacterized. NCBI's taxonomy places the organism in Eukaryota, Fungi, Ascomycota, Sordariomycetes, Xylariales, Microdochiaceae. The record is from RefSeq and is a predicted model, not a curated record. The transcript has 2 exons. The coding region runs from base 413 to 1225 and encodes 270 amino acids.